AUGGAACAAAUAAAACGACAACUAUGUUAUAAUUUCGAAGAAAAUAAAAGAAAAAAGUUCAUAACAAAAUCAGAUUGUAAUGUUACACAAAUUGAGGAUCUUGCUAAUGAACUUCUUUAUGACAUAUUUGAAUAUCUCAAUUCCUAUAAUAUUUAUCAAAGUUUUUUUCAUCUUAAUCAUCGAUUUCGCUCUCUUCUUGUCGAAUCAUUACUUCCACUCAAAAUUCGUAUUCCUCUUAUAUCUUCAUCAUCCUUUGAUUCCUACAAUCAAGAUAUGAUUAUGCCUAAUAAACAACGUAUUCAUUCAAUUCAAAUCUUCAAUACUUUUAUGUAUGAUGAUGAAGCACUUUCAUUAUCAAACAAAAUAUCUCUUCGCACACUUAUUCUCGAAAAUAUCGAGUCAGAUCGUCUGAGAAACCUUCUUAAUCAAUUAACUUCGUUAUCUUAUUUAUCUUCAUUGAGCAUUGUCACCGUUGAUCCGGUUCCAUAUAAAAAUUAUAUUUAUCGAGAAGUAUUUCAUUUACCUUUGUUACAAUUUUGCAAAUUAUCAUUAGGAAAUCAUUAUAGUUUACACUUAUCAACAUCUCCUGUCAACGAACAAAGUUCAAUCGAACAUCUUAUUAUUGAUUAUGAAAUAAGAGAUUCCGAGCUAAAUAAUUUCCUUUCAUGUGUUCCUCAAUUACGUCGUUUCUCUUUAAAAUUAUCAAAAGAUUAUAGAUCUACAUCAACAAAUAUACCUUGCUAUGUUUUGAACAAUUUGAUACAUCUUUCUCUCAAACUUAGUUACAAUAUACCAUUCGCUACAUUGGAAUAUAUUUUUAUCAAUCACUUUCCUUUUAUUGAAAUUUUAUGUAUAUAUGGAAAUUUAACAUCUAUAGAUGCAAACAAAUGGCGACAAUUAAUAUCGAUGCAUUUGCUAAAGUUACGUAUAUUUGAUGUUAUGUUUGAAAUAGUUCUAUAUAAUGAUAAUCAAAAAGCGGAAUAUGAAGAGCAAGUUAAACUAUUUCAAUCUUCAUUCUGGAUUGAACGACAAUGGUUUUUUCAUUCCCGGUUGGAUCAAAAACUACAUUCAAAUCGGAGAAUUUUGUUUACAAUAAAUCCAUAUAGGAGAAAAGAAUAUGAACUACACGGUGAGACAACUGCCGAAGAUGAAAAUCAAAUAAUUUUUAAAUCAGUUGACCUUGUUCAAAUUCAAAAUGAAAUGGCAAUAAAUCAAUGUAUGGAUUAUUUUCCAAAUGUUACUACACUGACUUUAUCAGAUGGCUUUUCGAUAUCGACAUAUAGAUCAAUUGCAAGCGGUCUCAAUCGUAUUUUACCUUUACAACAAAUAAAAACUUUAGUAAUACAAUGUCACCAUUUUAGUUUUUUGAAAAUGAUCAAAUUAUUAUCUUAUAUACCUAAUCUUCAUAGAUUAACAUUUCAAACAAUGCCUCUUUUUAAAGAGAAUAAAAUAUCCAUUGAACAAAAUGAACAAUUUCAAUCGUUAUGUAAGACAAAUUCUGUUGCAACUGUGACUUUUCGACAGAUAUGUACACUGGACAAAGUUCAAAUACUUAUUAUAUUAUUUCCUCAUUUACAACAUCUGGUUAUGAAUAUCCAAAUGAAAGAUAUGGAAUUGAUAUUACGAUUUCUUCUGAACAAAAAUAACCAUAAUCUAGUUUUAUUAAGUUUUAAACCUGCCAGUGGAGUGUAUUUUGCACAUUUGAAUCAUCUAAUCAGGUCUGGAGCAUUAGCUUCGGAUCAUAGAAGAUUGCAUGCCUAUAGGGAAUUACAUUUGUGGUGGUAA
Adineta steineri is the source of this 1785-nucleotide messenger RNA. NCBI's taxonomy places the organism in Eukaryota, Metazoa, Rotifera, Eurotatoria, Adinetida, Adinetidae. The record is from the annotation of a GenBank genome assembly.